Molecule: messenger RNA, 2111 nt
Organism: Neurospora tetraspora
Lineage: Eukaryota; Fungi; Ascomycota; Sordariomycetes; Sordariales; Sordariaceae
Product: DNA primase small subunit
Exons: 3
Coding region: 204-1922 (572 amino acids)
Biological process (GO): DNA replication, synthesis of primer
Cellular component (GO): alpha DNA polymerase:primase complex
Source: RefSeq, a predicted model, not a curated record
AGCAUGGUCCUCGCUCCACUGCAAGUGCUUUACGCGUGCCGCGGUUUUGCGACGCGACGGUUACUGAAUUGUUUCGUGAAUCGUGAAAUCAACACUGGGAAACGAGGAGGAUUAUUUACCUUCCAAACAUCCACGGCUGUUCACCUCAGGACAGGAUAGUACUCGAUUCAAGGACACUACUCUCAUAUCUGAACGACCUCACAAUGCCUCAUUCCGAAUCACCACCAGAGUCAGAGGACUCGCCGACACCCAUGGUCGAUGUCGACCAACAACAGCAAGAGGAUGCCGCUCCUGAGAGCACAACCGCCCAAGUGCCGGAAGUCCAGCAGCCAGCAGACGAGGACGUUGACAUGACGGAUUCAAAUGCCCCAACUCAAACCUUGGCCGAGUCGGAGUCCAAGGCUGAAAGCCAAGCCGAGCCACAAAACGAUCAAGAUACGCCAGUCCCAGAGGCUGCCACGAGUGCACCGAGCGAGAGCAAACCGGCGACAGGAGUGAAGCUCGAGGAACUGUUUGAUGAGAUGGACUCCGACGAAGAUGACGAGUUCCCAACUUCCAAGGCAGCAAAGAGGGAGCCAGCAAGCUCACCCGAUCUGCUCUCCUCGCAAAGUGACAUGGAGAUUGAUCUCCACGAAGCCUCAGAUCCCGAAGUCAUGCGCACAUUCUACCAGCGUCUCUUCCCGUGGCGAUACCUGUUCCAAUGGCUUAACCACAGCCCAACACCUACCAACGAUUUCGGCCAUCGUGAAUUCGCCUUCACGUUGCAGAACGACGCAUACCUACGAUACCAAUCCUUCACCACCUCGGAUCUAUUGCGCAAAGAUGUCCUCCGCCUCAUGCCCUCGCGUUUCGAAAUCGGCCCCGUCUACACAGCCAACCCCCGAGAUCGCAAAACGCUACGGAACUCGUCCGCCUUCCGGCCCCUCUCCAAGGAGCUCUGCUUCGAUAUCGACUUGACCGACUACGACGACAUCCGCACCUGCUGCGACAAGGCCAAUAUCUGCCAAAAGUGCUGGCAGUUCAUCACCAUGGCCAUCAAAGUGAUCGACACGGCGCUGCGCGAGGACUUUGGCUUCAAGCACAUCAUGUGGGUAUACUCUGGCCGUCGCGGUGCCCACGCGUGGGUAUGCGACAAGGCGGCGCGAUCGCUGGACGACCAAAAACGUCGGGCCAUCGCCGGCUACCUCGAAGUCAUCCGGGGCGGCGCGCAGAGCGGCAAGAAAGUCAACCUCCGCCGACCUUUGCACCCGCACCUGGUCCGCUCCCUCGACAUCCUCAAGCAGCACUUCCAGUCGGACGUGCUCGAGGCCCAAGACCCGUGGCGCACCGAGGACCAGCAGGAAAAACUCCUCGCCCUUUUGCCUUCGGAUCAAAAGCAACUCGUGUCCGCCCUCCGCAACAAGUGGGCCUCUAGCCCGGACCGCCCCUCAACCCUGAAAUGGGCCGACAUCGACACGGUGGCCAAGACGUCCACCGCAAAAAACCUCGACACCAAGUCCCUCCUCGACGCCAAGCAAGAUAUCGUGCUCGAGUACACGUACCCGCGCCUCGAUAUCGAGGUGUCCAAGAAGCUGAACCAUUUGCUCAAGUCGCCCUUUGUCGUGCACCCCGGCACAGGGAGGGUGUGUGUGCCGAUUGAUGUGAAGAGGGGGGGAUUAGAGAGUUUUGAUCCGUUGGGGGUGCCGACGGUGCAGAGCCUGAUUAGGGAGAUUGACGAGUGGAAGAAACCGGAAACCAAAAAAGGGGAGGAGGAGAAGCAGGAGGAGAAACAUGUGGUGGAUUGGGAGAAGACGAGUCUGAAGGGGUAUAUUGAGUUUUUUAGGAACUUUGUGAUUGGGUUGAUGAAGGAUGAGAGGGAGGUUAAGGUGAAGAGGGAGCGGGAGGAGGAAGGAGGAGGAGGAGGUGAGAGUAUGGAGUUUUGAUGACGAAGAUUUAAAAGAUGGGGAAUUGGGGGACCAUAAAAGGGUUGGUUGGGUUUAAAUGUUUGCGCAUUUGGUGAUGGGUCAAUCGGCGUUGUAGGUGCUACUGGGUAUGCAGGCCGAGAUUUAGCAGGUCUACGGCUGACUUGAACAACAUGGGGACUCGAUAAUCCCUUUUGAAGACUGUGGAGG